Messenger RNA from Penicillium salamii, 1092 nucleotides. NCBI's taxonomy places the organism in Eukaryota, Fungi, Ascomycota, Eurotiomycetes, Eurotiales, Aspergillaceae. The record is from the annotation of a GenBank genome assembly.
AUGGCCAGCCCCUUCGACCGUCGACCGAUUCAUGACUAUUUCAUCGCCUCUCCCCUCGUCGCACUCCUCUAUCCUGUUCACCAGGUGCUACUCCGUUUGCGAGGUCCUCCUCGAUUGCCGCCCCCAGAUGCCCAGCCAAUCCGAGUAGUCUGUAUCUCAGACACCCACACCCUCGAAUGGCCAGAGGUACCAGAGGGAGACCUGCUAAUCCACGCCGGCGAUUUAUCCAACGAUGGCUCAGUUCGUGAGAUCCAGGCCACAGUUGACUGGCUUCGCAGCCUCCCCCAUCCCCACAAGAUCGCUAUCGGUGGAAAUCAUGACAGCUACUUCGAUGUGCGGUCGCGCCUAGAGGAGGACCGUGACUCCAGUAGCUCCUUUGCGGCAGUUUCCUCUGCUGCCUCGAUUCACUCGCUCGAUUUGAACUCCCGCAUCGACUGGGGAGAUAUACACUACCUGCAACAUUCCGCAGUCACCCUCUCCUUCCAAGACACAUCCACACCCUCGCCAACCACCCCUCUGACAAGCUCCCGCUCACGUGCUCUAACCAUCUACGGCGCACCCCAAAUCCCAGCGAUCGUUCCCUUUGGCCCGGAACACGCCUUCACCUACCCUCCCCAACACGACGCCUGGUCCGGCACCGUGCCCCAAGAAACCGAUAUCCUAGUCACUCACACGCCACCCCAGUCCCAUCUGGACCUCUCUCCAAUCUUCUCCAUCGGCUGCCCCAAUCUGCUCGCAGAAUCAUGGCGCGUUCGUCCUGCCUUGCACGUCUUCGGCCAUGUCCAUCACUCCGCCGGUCAAGAGCCCAUCUUCUGGGAUGAAGCUCAGCGUGCAUGGGAGAGGUUAUGCGCGUCACGUCGCUGUCGGGCUCGUCUGGCUCGUCUGGCCUCGCUGGCUGGAUUCCUGCGCGACCUCUUCGACCUCACAGCGUGGGCGGAUGCCGCGCGGGUCGUUGGAUAUGGUAUCCUCGGCGUGGUUUGGGCUCAUAUCUGGGGCGGCGAGAACAGAGGUGGAGGGUGGAUGGUCAAUGCUGCCUGUAUGUAUGGUGAUUCUGGGAGGUUAAAAAAUCCACCCAGGGUGUUUAAUUUGUAA